Messenger RNA from Coccomyxa subellipsoidea C-169, 1428 nucleotides. Its product is annotated as PCI-domain-containing protein. Bases 121 to 1302 code for a protein of 393 amino acids. NCBI's taxonomy places the organism in Eukaryota, Viridiplantae, Chlorophyta, Trebouxiophyceae, Coccomyxaceae. Gene Ontology annotation, biological process: proteasome-mediated ubiquitin-dependent protein catabolic process. The record is from RefSeq and is a predicted model, not a curated record. The transcript is spliced from 9 exons.
UGAAACAGCAUUCUGAUGCAAAGAUCUUUAAAUCAAAGCAAAUUUCUCUAGCUCACGGAAGUGGUCCUUAAUCUGCAUUCAGAGAGAUUUGGGGAUUUGCGAAGUCAAUCAAGUCUGAAAAUGACAACAGCAGGUGGUGAUGAUGCCCCUGGGAUACAGGAUCCAAGAAUAACGCUCGCAAAUAAGUGUUUCUUAUAUAAAUUACCUGGGAGAACUCAGAAAGAGAAGGCAAAGACGCAGCAAGAGAUUUUAGAGACCAUCUUCAAGGACGAUGCAGCGCCAUUGUACGAAACCGUUUGCAAAGACCUUGGCUGGGAGGUAGACAGCGGGAGGCUAGCAGCCAUGAAGUCUGCCAAUGAAGCUGAGCUCGUCAGGCUGGAGGCCAGCAUAAAGGACGCAGAGGAGAACCUGGGCGACAUUGAAGUCAGGGAUGCCUACCUCGCCAAGGCCGACUACCUCUACAAGAUCGGUGACAGGGAAGCUGCCAAGGCAGCCUACCAGCAGACGGAGAGCAAGACUGCCGGCGUCGGCCAGAAAAUGGAUCUGGCCUUCAGCAUGCUCAGGCUGGAUAUAGCGGCGGGGGAUUGGCACGCGGUGAAGGCGGGCCUGAAAGCGGCGGGGGAGCUGUGCGAAAACGGGGGCGAUUGGGAGCGCAAGAACCGGCUCAAGGUGUACGACGCCACCUUCCGCAUGGCCACGCGCGACCUCGCAGGCGCCGCCGGCCUCCUCCUUGACUCCAUCGCCACCUUCACCUCGACGGAGCUGUUCAGCUACGAGACGUGCAUCUUCUACACAGUGCUGACGACCAUCCCGACUCUGGACCGCGUGUCGCUGAAGGCCAAGGUGGUGGACGCGCCGGAGAUCCUGACAGUCAUCGACACCAUCCCCAACCUCUCCACCUUCCUCAACGCCCUCUACGAGUGCCGCUACGCCGACUUCUUCAAGGCAUUUGCAGGCAUCGCGGACCAGACGCGCGAGGACGUGUAUUUGCAUCCCCAUGUGCGCUACUACGUGCGGGAGGUCAGAGUGGUGGCUUACUCACAGUUCCUUGACUCUUACAAGAGCGUGACGUUGGAGUCCAUGGCGACCGCAUUCGGCGUCUCUGUGGACUUCAUUGACUAUGAGCUGGUGGACUUCAUAGUGGCUGGACGCCUCCCUGCCAAAAUUGACAAGGUGGCGGGUGUGAUUGAGACAAAGCGGCCAGACGCGAAGAAUGCGCAGUACCAGGCGGCCAUCAAGCAGGGCGACCUGCUCUUGAAUCGCCUGCAGAAGCUGAGCAAGGUCAUCGAUGACAGCUUCUGAUCGCCAUACUACUUACAUGUCUGACUGCUACAAACAAUAGUCCAAUAUGUGCUGUGCCGAGCUGUGUGUUCUUUUCAAUAGGCGCAGUCCAGUCAACUUUACUUGUAACUGACAGCUGCAAACACC